Fibroporia radiculosa is the source of this 534-nucleotide messenger RNA. RefSeq lists its product as uncharacterized. Gene Ontology annotation, biological process: tricarboxylic acid cycle. The record is from RefSeq and is a predicted model, not a curated record. Bases 1 to 534 code for a protein of 177 amino acids. Lineage: Eukaryota; Fungi; Basidiomycota; Agaricomycetes; Polyporales; Fibroporiaceae. Gene Ontology annotation, molecular function: acyltransferase activity, acyl groups converted into alkyl on transfer. The transcript has 5 exons.
AUGGGCAAGCUAAUCGAGACGACCACCUCAGAAAGCCUGACAGUACGCGACAAUCGCACUGGUAAAACACAUACCAUCCCGAUUGUGGAUAAUGCCAUUUCUGCGACAGCAUUCAAACAGUUCUCUUCCCCGAGAAAACCCGGGGAACGCGAGGAGAACGAGACCGAGAAGGGCUUGCGCGUACAUGACAAGGGCUUCCUAAACACAGCUGUCAUUCACAGUGAAAUCACAUACAUCGACGGCGAAGCUGGAGUUCUGCGUUACAGAGGCUAUCCCAUCGAGCAACUAGCCCUGAAAUCUACCCAUCUUGAGACAGCGUAUCUACUUAUAUACGGAUCUCUUCCAACUAGAGAUCAGUAUAACCUAUUCGAAACCGAAGUCAUGCGGCAUAGUGUAAUGCAUGCCGAUACGGAAGGAUUCUUUCAAUCUUUCCGAUAUGACGCACAUCCCAUGAGUAUGCUAACAAGCGCAUUUGCCAUGCUUGGCUCAUACUACAGCGAGGCGAAUCCCUCCCUUCAGGGCGAGUUUUUCUAA